This is a messenger RNA of Akanthomyces muscarius, 780 nucleotides long. RefSeq lists its product as uncharacterized. The record is from RefSeq and is a predicted model, not a curated record. Bases 1 to 780 code for a protein of 259 amino acids. Gene Ontology annotation, molecular function: oxidoreductase activity. The transcript is spliced from 3 exons. NCBI's taxonomy places the organism in Eukaryota, Fungi, Ascomycota, Sordariomycetes, Hypocreales, Cordycipitaceae.
AUGCCGGACACCUUGAGUUUGCAAAACAAAGUCGCCAUUGUUACUGGCUCGGGCCGAGAAAAUGGCAUCGGUGCGGGAAUCGCUCUCGCCCUCGCUCGCAACGGCGCCUCUGUAGUUGUCCACUUCGCGUCAGACUCUUCGAAAACCCGCGCCGCUCAAGUCUGUGAGACUCUACGUAGGGCUGGAGGACAGGCCAUUGCGGUGCAAGCGUCUCUCGAUACGGUCGAGGGCGCCAAGCUUCUCGUCAGGAAGACCCUGGAAGGCUUCAAUACAGAGCACAUUGAUAUUCUGGUCAACAAUGCUGGCGUGGCCUAUUUUUGCCCCAUCACGGAAGAGCUCAAUUUGGAGCAGCUGUCCAAUGUGUUCCAAAUCAACGUGCUUGGCCCAUUUUACAUGGUUCAUGUAGUUCUUCCACACAUGCCCCGCGGCGGUCGUAUCAUCAACAUCAGCUCGACGAACUCCAAGAGAGGCAACGUAAACAUCUCGACAUAUGCGGCGUCCAAAGCUGCUCUGGACAGCCUCACCUGGACCUGGGCCGGCGAACUUGGCCGGAGCCGAGGCAUCACGGUCAACUCCAUCGCUCCCGGCCCCGUGCUGACCGAUCUCUACCCGAAAGGCCACGAGCAGGCACUCAUGGAGACCGAAAUCGCUUUGACGAGGGCAGAAAACAGGGCCGGUACGACUGCUGAUAUCGGGGAUGCCGUUUUAUUGAUAGUCAAUGAAAAGUCGAGAUGGAUCACCGGCCAGUAUAUUUCUGUCAGUGGCGGAGUUACGUAUUGA